AUGAUAUUUACAUCAAGAUGUGACCUACUCCAUGCUGUUCUUUUGACUGUAAUGUUAACUGAAGUUUUGGCGAGGUCGCGAAACACCGCAACCUAUGCUUCUUCAAAGAGAGAUCCAAAUUGGCUGGAUGCAAUUGGCUAUUUAACAAGUCGUCGAAUGUCUAGUGGUCAAACACAGUGGUACCAGAAAGGUACCAAAAGCACACCAUCACCACCAGCUCAAAGCACUAACCGGUAUCAAGUCGAUGAUCAGAACAAGAAAUAA
Molecule: messenger RNA, 264 nt
Organism: Anisakis simplex (herring worm)
Lineage: Eukaryota; Metazoa; Nematoda; Chromadorea; Rhabditida; Anisakidae
Source: the annotation of a GenBank genome assembly